Clupea harengus (Atlantic herring) is the source of this 3360-nucleotide messenger RNA. RefSeq names its product NADPH oxidase activator 1 (gene noxa1). The record is from RefSeq and is a predicted model, not a curated record. Lineage: Eukaryota; Metazoa; Chordata; Actinopteri; Clupeiformes; Clupeidae. Gene Ontology annotation, biological process: superoxide anion generation. Gene Ontology annotation, molecular function: superoxide-generating NADPH oxidase activator activity; protein binding.
GUCCUUUGGUCCAGCUGCGUAAUUGUGUACGUGCUGUUCUCAGCUCAUUGUGUGUGUGCUCAUUGCCAUGCUGUGAGGUGCUAUUGUCUCCUCCCUCUUCUUUCGGCAGGGAAUGCCAGGUAACUUCCUGGUAGCCCGGAGUGGGCGUGAACCUGAGGCUGCUCACACAAGAGACUCGUGCAUGUGUUAUUUCCCCUGUAGCCAAUCUUAAGGAUCACCUCUUCAGGGAAACCAGGAACCUCACGCUGUUCAUUCACAUUUAUCUUCUGCUGUGAAGGAACAAGCUUAUUGUUGUCAAUUGGAGCUCACUGAGAUUACUGUGGUGCUUAAGAGUGUGGGCCAUGCUUUACACUGAGUUGCUGCGACUCUGGGACGAGGCCGUGAAGGCAGUGGACGGACGAGACUGGCAGGGUGCCCUCUCCAAGCUCGAAGGCAUCUACGAGCCCACAGCCCGCACCCUGUUUGUGACCGCAGCCGCACACUUAGCCCUGGGCCAGAUCCAGCCGGCCAUCCAGGCUUUAGACCAGACCAUUGCCAAGGAUGAGAGGCUUGCUGUUGGCUUUUACCAAAGGUCUGGAGUCCUUUUGCUGGCCGAUAGGCUGGAGGAGGCUCUCGCUGAUUGCAUAUGGGCACAAAAGCACAUGAGAGACAACGCUGUCAUCGACUACCGACAGCUGGGGCUGCGCUUUAAACUCUUCAGCUGGCAGGUGCUUUAUAAUGCAGCUGCGGUGCAUGUGCGGAUGGGCCACUGGGAUAAAGCCCGGGACAUCCUUUCAGCCGCUGCGGAGGAGAAGGGCGGGGCGGCUCGGGGCGGCGCUGUGGACGUGGCGAUGGACAGCAUCUCUAGGAGGGAGGUCCUGGCGCCCCUCCUGGUCCCAGAGGGAGAAGUGUUCAGGCCAAGGAAGGAGGAGGUUGAGCAGCUCAAGCAACGUGACUUCCUGGGAAAAGCCAAGGUGAUCACCUCCGUGAUCCCUAAUGAUGACUAUGCUGGUUUUGAUCCACUACGGGAUCAGAAGCCUGGGUACUAUGAGCCUAAAGUUGAAGGUGGACAGGAUUCGCGGUACAUGCGUCUGAAGAGUGCCUAUGUGGCCCGCACCCCUGAAGAGGUCUCUGUGCCCGCUGGAGCGAUGGUGUUCAUGUUCAGUGAAGCAGACAGAAACGGCAUGGCUACCGUCAUCCAUGACGGUCAGAAAGGUCUGCUGCCCAUCACAAUGCUCGAUCCUGUGGAUCCAAACAAGGCUAAAAAGAAAAAGAAGAGGAAUAGCGUGCCCAGUGGCAUCCCCCUCCCACCCUCACUCAAGCCCCCUACUCGUCCACGGACCCCCUCCAUCCCUACAGAGGCCCCUCCCUCUUAUGUGAGCUCCACCGGCCUUUCUCCGCCUCCUCAGUAUGUGACCCCAACCAGCAGCCCUUCCGACCUGGACCUGGCCUCCCCCUCCUCAGAUGACCCUGGCACCGUGGUAGUGAAGGUGCACUACAGAUACACGGUGGCGCUGCGUGUCCCAUCUGGCACACCGUACGGCGAGCUGCAGCAGAAGAUCGGUCGCAAACUGGGCCAGCCAUCCUCUCAGUUGCGCCUGAGAUUUAAACAUCAUGGGUCGCAGGCUCUCACACCCCUGGAGACCACAGAAGGCCUCCAGAGCCUGGCUGAGGUGGCAGAGGCAGGGAGAGCCACACUGUGGUGCCAGGUUGAGCAUCCCCUAGGCAACAGGACCAUUCUCUACCAGAUGGUGGCACUGUAUGACUACACUGCUCAGGGUCCAGAGGAUCUGGAGUUCAGUGAGGGAGACACAAUAGACAUCCUCAGCGAAGUCAAUGAGGAGUGGCUGGAGGGCCACACGGCCGGAAACAUCGGCAUCUUCCCCAGGUGCUUUGCCUACCAGGACGCAGGGGAGGCUGAAGAAGUCCAUCAAGCCACCAUUCUGUGACACCUGUGUCCAUUAGAGUAUGUGGGAGCGUAGGCACAAACAAACAAACACACACACACUAGGGAUGGGUUGUAUUUUUAUUUUUAAGCAUGGAAAAAAAGGACCACGAAUUACCCAGAACUUCACCUGACGGAGAAUUCCACAUUAAGUUACCUGUAGUGUGUCUAAAUCUGCCUACAAUUACCAAAUGAGAUAGUUAAGUAACCAACAACUGUGAAAUGUUUGAAUAAUCUGCAAAAUAAUAUCCAAGCAAAAACAUCUUCAAUUUUCAUAUCUUAAUCUUUCAUGAUCUUCUCACUCUUUAAAAUGUUUCUUUUUUUACUUCUGAUAUGCAUCAUUUUUUUUUUUGCGCUUUUGGUAAAAAGUUAUUAAGUGUAUGAACUUACAGUUAAUUCUCAGCAUAGAUACAUUUUGCGUAUUUUUAGGCUUUUGACAGUUACAUAUAUGGAUACUAUUUUUCCUGUCAAAACAAGUUGUGUAUCAUAAACCUGGGGCCACCCUGAUGGGCGUGUGUACUGUCAACUUGUCACAGUAACUCACUGAAGUCAACAGAAAUGUGUUACUGAUGCCUUGGGAAUGUUUGAAAUGUUGGUUUUGGCAGUUGAUUCCAAAUCCCCAUAUGUUUACAAAGGUUUACCCGUGCUGUCUUUUCAGUGCCUGGCCCAUCUUGUCUGGGAGCAUCGCUUUAAGUGAACUAAAAAUAACCAAGCAAAUCCACAUAUCAUGAACCAAAUGUGUACUCCCCACACAAAGUUCUGGUAAAAUGAGUUUUGCUCAAAUGAAAGCAGAGGUCACAUAUUUGAGCCGUCGUAAUUGGUCACAGGGUGUGAUAUGAGAUGCCUCGUAGUCUUUUCAUUCCCCAAUUUAAAAACACGCCAUCUCCUUUUAAGAGCUUGCUUCAUACCCCACAGACCGAGUACUAGGAAGUGCCAGACCAGAGAAUGCAAUUAUUCACAAGCGGCUGCAUUGAGCGAAUGUAAAAAUAGCGGGUUGUGAUUCAACCGCGUCCGUGUCAAGGCCUUAGAUUUCCCUUUUUUUCUCUCCUGCCCUCGCCGGUAAUUAAUAGGCAGACGACCGUCAGGGACUUUUUCGACGGCACAAAUGGUGGGAGAGAGUAUAGCACCGUGUCGCCCCCAGUCACUCACUGCGUCAUUCCGGGCAGCUUCUAAAUGCGUCCCCCUCCGUACUCCGCGCUCUCCCUCUGAUGCCUACUGACGCCUUCCCUCUGGAUUUAGUUUAGUUCAGAUACCAUCAUUGCAUUCGUGGCUGUUGGAAUUAUUCCAUAUAUUCUUCUGUUGAUUUAUUUAUUCAUUUAUUAAAUUGAUUUCAUCACAUAUUGGUCAUAUACUUUGCACAAAUGACUGUCGUAUCUUCCCAGCACUCUUGUACCAGCUCCUGUCAUUAAAAGCAUUUAUCACCUGUUGUACACAAA